Messenger RNA from Chelonus insularis, 976 nucleotides. RefSeq names its product N-alpha-acetyltransferase 80 (gene Naa80). Lineage: Eukaryota; Metazoa; Arthropoda; Insecta; Hymenoptera; Braconidae. Gene Ontology annotation, cellular component: cytoplasm. The coding region runs from base 327 to 941 and encodes 204 amino acids. Gene Ontology annotation, molecular function: N-acetyltransferase activity; acetyl-CoA binding. The record is from RefSeq and is a predicted model, not a curated record. The transcript has 4 exons. Gene Ontology annotation, biological process: protein acetylation.
CGUGGUAAGACAGAAGCUAAUACACUUAACCUUAUUUUAUAUUUUCUACAAAUAAAAAAAAGUGUAUGAAAAUAUAAAAUUCGUCAAUUCUUGUUUGUAAAAAGUUUAACCUAUUUUUUUGAGUGACGUGUAAAUUAUUUUCAUUAAAUGGUUGUGUGCUUAUACAUAAAUUAUAAAAUGCUUCAAUAAAAUUUUGUUAUAAAUAUGUUCAUUUAUUUUUCUAUUGUUCCUAAAAAAUAUGUAAUAUUCCUGAAUACUUUCAAACUUUUAAUAUCAACUAGUUAACAUUAAUCAAUAACUAUAAUCUAACAAUAUUAAAAAAUAAGAUGACUUUGGGAGUCUUGACCAAUGGUAUUAACAGCAUUAUAAACAUGGCAAAAAAUGAACAAUAUACAGUUAUUCCUAUACAUAAACGACCUGAUUUGUUAAUGGAUUGCUGUAAACUUAUAAAUUCGGAAUGGCCUUCUAGUGAGGGAAGAAGAUUGAGGACGUUAAGUAUGUCAUGUGAAUCGUUUCCAACAUGUUUAGUACUUUUAAAUGAUUCAAAAGUUAUUGGUCAUUGUAAAGUUUCAUUGUUGCCUAGUCGUGAUAACAGUUGUUUUAUAGAAUCAGUUGUCAUAGAUUAUGGAUGCAGGAGUCAAGGUUUGGGUUCAAUGCUUCUACGUAAAACAGAAGAAUAUGUUAUUAAUAAAGGCAUAAAACGUAUUUAUUUGGCAACAAAAGGACAAGAAAAGUUUUAUUUAAAAAACGGUUAUAACAUUUGUGAACCCAUAAAUGUAUGGGAGUGUAACAAUUGGGUUACUCACACUCAAGACCGGAGUUCUUUUCUGAUCAGUAAAAAAUCCUGCGGUCCACCUCCACCUCCAUUACCAAUAAGUUUAUUCUCCUCAAAAAAAUCAACUGUUGUUACUUCCAAGACCUAUAUGGUUAAAAUAUUGUAAUAAUUAAGCCUCAAAAUAUAAUAUAUUUUUCAAUA